CCGAUCGACUUGCCCUUCGAAAUUAAUUCCAAUUACUCAUUCACUAAAAAAAAGCAUUUUGUAAAAUGACCUCGCCUGACGAUAACAAACAGCUUCCUAGUCAAUUAAACUGCGACAAAGACGUUGAAAAAGCGACUGAUUCGAAUCGACCUACAGCUCGCAAAAAACGAGCAUUAGACGAAUUAGACGACUCUUCUAGAGAAGACUCUGCAGCAGCAUUAUCUUCACCGUCGUCGUCGUCUGACCCAGGAAACAACAGUCAACAGCAACCACAACCUCGUCGACAACGACGAGCACGGAAAGCACCUCAUGAAUUAUUAACGGAAGCCGAAAAGAAGGCUAAUCAUAUUGCAUCCGAACAAAAGCGGCGACAAAACAUCCGCCUUGGUUUCGAACAAUUGAUUGAAGUCGUGCCGUCCUUGAGUCAAGGAAAUCGUAGUGAAGCGCUUAUCCUGCAAAAAUCGGUGGAUCAUAUUCGACAUCUGAUUUCAGUCAAGGAUGAUCUCAAGGAUCAAGUACGAGAUUUGCAAGGGCUUCUGGGAGAACCGGUUUAUGAGGAAGAUUCCUCGGAAGAUGAAUUAGCAUAUGCAGCGCUUGGUUAAAAUGUGAGGACCAUAAUGGAAUACUUUGACAGUAGCGGAAAGAGAAGUUGGGCAACAGCAAGAUCUGGGAUCCGAUGGUUCCACAUAAACAUAAGAAGAAUAACCCCUCACAUAUUCAUUCAGACUUUCCGUUCAUACGAAACAAAUGACGAAGCCCUUAAUGUUGAUAUACGUAACACUAUCAAGUACUAAUAAACAACUGAUUUUUUUCUCAUCCCUUGCAA
Messenger RNA from Zychaea mexicana, 826 nucleotides. RefSeq lists its product as uncharacterized. The transcript has 5 exons. The coding region runs from base 66 to 602 and encodes 178 amino acids. The record is from RefSeq and is a predicted model, not a curated record. Gene Ontology annotation, biological process: regulation of transcription by RNA polymerase II. NCBI's taxonomy places the organism in Eukaryota, Fungi, Mucoromycota, Mucoromycetes, Mucorales, Lichtheimiaceae. Gene Ontology annotation, molecular function: protein dimerization activity; RNA polymerase II cis-regulatory region sequence-specific DNA binding; DNA-binding transcription factor activity, RNA polymerase II-specific.